GUCAAACACUACCUUUAUAAACACGCGCACGGACCUCGCGCCGUCAUCUCCGCAGUUAAGCCCGUCGCGGUUGCAGUGAGCGGAUCGAUCGCAGUGCCCGCUGCAGACGCGCGGCACUUUAACACCGAAUCUCGCAACUUUGAUGUAGUUAAUAUCUCGUAAAGAUAUUCUCGGUUAGAUAUUUAAUUGGCAUUCCCUCUCUACGCCAUGGAUAAAUUUCAAAAUCUGAACAUUAGCGCUGGGAACAGCUCCGUCGAUAAGCAGUCAUUCUUCGACGGUGGCGUGUAUCAGAGCUUGGAUUCCCAGGAGCUCCGCGUACUUAUACCGGUGAUUCUGGGGAUAAUUUGCGUCCUGGGGUUCACCGGAAACAUCACCGCUCUGGGGGUCCUCGUCACCAACGCUCGCAAAGGCAAGCUGUCGCUGAUCAACUCGCUGAUCCUCAACCUGAUUCUGGCCGACAGCAUGGUGCUGGCGCUCGCCGUGCCCUUCAAGGCCGUCUCGUACUCGCGAGCCAGCUGGACGCUGGGCUGGUUCCUGUGCAAGACGUGCGACUGGUUCCUGCACGCCUGCAUGGCGGCCAAGAGCUUCAUCAUCGCCAUCAUGGCCAGAGCCUGCCUCAGGUACGUCAGCAACCCCAACAAGCAGGUGAACGUUCACUACAAAACGGUCAUGGUGGUGGUGCUGCUCUCCUGGGUCUUGGCGUGCGUGGUGCCCGCGCCCCACUGGAGGUUCGCGGCGCUGCGGCGGGAGGGGGCGGGGCUGGCGUGCGUUCAGGCGGCGCCGCCCGGCGCCCGCCGGUUCAUGUGGGUGUACGUGAAGCUGUACCCGCUGGUGGCGUACUGCGCGCCGCUCAGCCUGGCGCUGCUCUUCUUCUGGCUGGCGUACAGCCGCUGCCAGCGCCGCGGCAGCAAGGCGCAGAACCUGCGCACGCAGAUGCGCUCCCGCAAGCUCACGCUCAUGCUGUUCGGCCUCACCGUCACCACGGCGAUCCUGUGGCUGCCCCAGUGGGCCGCCUGGGUGUGGGCGCACCACGCGGAGGAGAACGGGGGGCCCGCCCCGCCCCCGCUCUUCUCCCUCUCCGCCCAGCUGCUCAUGUUCUCCAUCUCGCUGGUGAACCCGCUCACCGUGCUGUCGCUGUCCGAGGAGUUCCGCGAGGGCUACAAGGGCCUGUGGCGCCGGCUCACGCUCCGGAAGCAGCCCCCCAAGCAGAAGGCGGGACCGCACACGCCCACCGUCCUCCGCUCCCCCAGCCCCCGGCCCGAAACCGGGGGGGGACACCCCCAGCCGCACUCGCGCAAGCCGGGCGGGGCGGACGAGCCCAAAGGCGACCCGGACACCGAGCCGGGCGGCCCGCCCCCCGACAGCCCGGGGAACAAGGACAACCCGGUGCUGCCGGACGUGGAGCAGUUCUGGAGCGAGCGGGAAACGGGCGGGCCGGCCGACGACAACGACCCGGUGCCCUGGGAGCACCAGAACCCGGUCGACACCAAAAAACGGGACACCUGAACACCGCCCGAAACGCACUCCCUCCCACCCCACCCCUACACACCUGGAGUAAACACACACCUCAGAGACAGCUGACUGACCACUGGGCUGCAGAUCCGCUCAGUGCGACCCAGCCUCCUCAGACCAUCGUAAGAGUCUAACCCAGCCUCCUCAGACCAACCCAGCCUCCUCAGACCAUCGUAAGAGUCUAACCCAGCCUCCUCAGAGCAACCCAGCCUCCUCAGACCAUCGUAAGAGUCUA
This is a messenger RNA of Anguilla anguilla (European eel), 1747 nucleotides long. It is a transcript of the gene gpr151, whose product is annotated as G protein-coupled receptor 151. Gene Ontology annotation, biological process: G protein-coupled receptor signaling pathway. Lineage: Eukaryota; Metazoa; Chordata; Actinopteri; Anguilliformes; Anguillidae. Gene Ontology annotation, molecular function: G protein-coupled receptor activity. The coding region runs from base 208 to 1506 and encodes 432 amino acids. The record is from RefSeq and is a predicted model, not a curated record. Gene Ontology annotation, cellular component: membrane. The transcript has a single exon.